AUGCUAUCGACUGUUGCACUUAACAAACUGCGGACCACUUGGCUACGAAACCGCGAGGUUGGAACGGCCUUACGUGCCAAAUUAUACAAUGCUUUUAUUAAACCCAUACUUUUGUACAACGGAGGAACAUGGGGAAUAUCUGAGUCUGAAUCAAAAUCUCUUGAUGCAUUCCAUAGAAGACAGUUAAGAAUUCUUAUUGGCAUCAACUGGCCAAAGAAAAUCAAGAACUCCACCCUAUACAAUAUCUGCAACAGCAGACCCGUCAGUGUGGACAUUACCGAAGCACGUUGGCGCCUAUGGGGCCACAUUCUAAGACUCGACCAGGAUGUCUAUGCUAACUGGGCAAUGGAAUCAUAUUACGCAAAGGACGAAAGAUCUGCGUCCCGAGGACGCCCACGAAAUACAUUACCUAUUGUAAUCUCAAAGAACUACAACGCGUUAAAGACAAAUGAAAAUGGAGACGACCUAGAUACUCUCAGGAGUAUAGCAUACAACCGCACAUCAUGGAAAAUUAUGACCGAAAAGAUAGUCUCAUAUGUGGCACAUGUGGGAACUUAA
Octopus sinensis (East Asian common octopus) is the source of this 558-nucleotide messenger RNA. RefSeq lists its product as uncharacterized. The coding region runs from base 1 to 558 and encodes 185 amino acids. The record is from RefSeq and is a predicted model, not a curated record. NCBI's taxonomy places the organism in Eukaryota, Metazoa, Mollusca, Cephalopoda, Octopoda, Octopodidae. The transcript has a single exon.